Messenger RNA from Trichoderma harzianum CBS 226.95, 1189 nucleotides. RefSeq lists its product as hypothetical. NCBI's taxonomy places the organism in Eukaryota, Fungi, Ascomycota, Sordariomycetes, Hypocreales, Hypocreaceae. Gene Ontology annotation, molecular function: oxidoreductase activity. The transcript has a single exon. Bases 209 to 1036 code for a protein of 275 amino acids. The record is from RefSeq and is a predicted model, not a curated record.
GCCGCCGCUAAGACAAAGCGCCGACAAGCUCCACCAAGAGGGAGAUAUGAAGGACAUUGGAUAUAACACGGAUAGUUACUAUGAGUGCUUGUAAGUAUAUAUAGAAGAGUUGAUCCAGCCAAGAUGUAGACACUACUUGAAACAACAGAUCCGAUUCCUUGAAUACAACACUCUCACAGCAAACCUCUAGCAUCUCUUCACUAUCACCAUGGCCGUCCUCAAAUACGUCAACAAGCUUCAAGGCCACCGGGUCCUUGUCCUCGGCGGCUCUUCCGGCGUAGGCUUUUGUGUUGCCGAAGCAGCUCUCGAACACGGAGCUCAAGUCAUCAUCAGCAGCUCCAACCAGUCCAAGUUGGACAACGCCGUCUCUCGUCUCAAGGAGCACAUCAAGGCAGCCAACCUCGGAGACGCGGACAAGCUGUUAUCUGCCAAGACGUGCAAUCUCGGAAACCCCGCUACCAUUGAAGAACAGGUUGUCCAGCUAUUGGAAUUCGCGACCAAGGAUGGGAAGCUCGACCAUGUGGUUCACACAGCUGGCGAUGCUCUAAACACCGGCGGUCUCAGCGACGUAACUGUCGAGAAGAUUCACGCCACAUCUCAAGUUCGUAACACAGGCGCCAUUAUUAUUGCAAAGUACUUGAACAAGUACAUCAACCAGGGAGUGAAAAGCUCAUUCACCCUGACUGGCGGAACAAACACCUGGCGCCCGCUACCCAACUGGUCCAUCAUUGCUGCCGCUGGAGGCGCCACUGAAGGCCUUUCGCGUGGUCUUGCGGUCGAUCUGCGGCCUGUGAGAUGCAACUGCGUGAUGCUCGGCGGCGUUGAAACGGAACUGCUCGACAUGAUCCCAAAAGAGCACAGGGAGGCAGUGCUAGACAGCUUCAGGAAGGAGACCAUUACAGGCACGAUUGCUUCGCCUCAAGAAGUAGCUGAGGCUUAUGUCUAUUUGAUGAAGGAUUCUUUUGCUACGGGGGCGAUUAUUGAGACUACUGGAGGUCGUCUUGUUGGAGAUACCAAAACUCAGCUCGUACUCUAAGGGAAUCAAGCUAGGAUAUAGAGGUGUGUAAUGCCGAAUCUCAUUAAGCCAUAGAUACGCAAUAGACUCCCCAAAGAACAUCAGUCUUUUACAAACCAUGUUCAUAUUCAUUUUUCUUCAACUUGGAAUAGUAAGCUCAUAGUCGUCUGGAAU